Molecule: messenger RNA, 8081 nt
Organism: Gasterosteus aculeatus aculeatus (three-spined stickleback)
Lineage: Eukaryota; Metazoa; Chordata; Actinopteri; Perciformes; Gasterosteidae
Gene: lcorl
Product: ligand dependent nuclear receptor corepressor-like
Biological process (GO): regulation of transcription by RNA polymerase II
Cellular component (GO): nucleus
Molecular function (GO): DNA binding
Source: RefSeq, a predicted model, not a curated record
GAGCGCCGCGGCCGCGAGCAGCUCACAGCCGCUUCCUGUCGCCCAGGCGGAGGGAGAGAGCGGGGGGGGGAAGGACGCGGCAGAAUGGCGACCGUGCAGUGUUGCAAAUGCACGGCCGAAAGGAAAGGGUUUCGGCGGGAACUUGAUUCUUGGCGUUACAAAUUGAUACACUGCGUCGGGUUUGAAAGCAUUCUGGAGGGAAUCUAUGGCCCGCUGCUGAGGGACCUCAAUUUAUUUGAUGACUGUGAACCCGAGGAAGUGGACGACUGGUCGUCGGAAGCAAGUUCCGCCCAAUGUUCGUUCUGCAACCUUCCCCUGGACAAACUCUGCAGCGAUUAUCUACCUGCAGCCACGUCUCCCCUCUCCUCCCUCUCGGAAUGCUCUCCCUGUCAGGCUCCCGCCAUCUCUGAGAGCGGCCAAUCAGCGCACAGGAUCCUCCAAGCCGUGUUUCACAAGAAAGAUGUGUCCCCGGACUGUGACGCCAGCAUCCCUCUGGUUGCUCAGGAGCUAAUGAAGAAGAUGAUCCAACGGUUUGCCUUGGAGUACGCGUCCAAGUGCCUAGUCCACACCACAAGGACCUCAUCACCUUUGUCCCAAGCGCCAGACGCCCCUCUGGACCUCACAGUGAGCCGAACCGCGGAGGAGAAAGAGAGUGAAAGUGACCCGGAUGGCGUGCUCGACCUCUCCAACAAGAACUCUGCCUGCUCGGCUGCGUCCUCGACACCAUCUCAUCACAAAGCCCCAGGCUCCCUGCUGCCAUCAUGUGUGGAAGAAUUGGGGGAUCUGGGACAGCAGAGGACUGCAGGUCAUCAGAGCACUGCUCUGGGGGCUGUUCUCAGCUCGCUCUGCUCAGCACACCGUUCCUUGAUCUACCAGAUGUUGCAGCUGGCGCGCAGACCCGUCGCUCCGAAUGAACCUCACUGCUGUCACUGUGGCGUGAACCCACAAGAUAUUGUUAGCCCUGAUACGGUCCCGUUAAGUGAAUCUAAAGCCCGUAACGGCAGCCUGAACUACCCCUUAAUUGAUUGUGACAAUCAAGAGCAUGGUGGAACAGUGUGUCAUCCAGGGGACUCCGAGUCCAAUUGUAGCAUCCAUCACUGCCCUUUAACGGACUGUACAAGCGGCGCUCCUCUGUGCUCGGGUUACUGCUGUGUGCAGAGUUGCGGGAUGGAAACCUACACUGUUGUGUGCCCCAAGAGGCUGCACUGCGUUUCCUGCCAAAGCAUUGCAGCGGGUGGUAUCGACAACGUAGUGUGUUCAUUUGCAUCCUUGCCUUUGUUAUCCAAACCCCCUUCGCGGUGCACUCCCUCCUCUAGUUUAUUCCCUGCAUCAUCGAUCUGCUAUAACCAGCAUAGCCCCCGUCCUUCAAAGAAAGCCUCUCUGACUCAGUCCAGCAACACAACAGAAAUGGAGGCUGUGGAUGGGGAUCCCCCAUGUCCUGUCCUAAAAAGAGAGCAGAGCCCCUCUCCUCCCCCUCUGUCCCCCAUCCUCUCAGACAUCAAUAAGAAAACCGAUGAAAAGCCACCCUCCCUCUUUCACCACAGACAAGAGGAGGACGCUGAUCGAAUGCUUAAAGGUUGUCUUGUGAAUGCGAGCCACCAGGAAGCAGAUGUGUAUAAAGCUACAAAAGAGGAGCGAGAAGAUAGAAACCCAACAGGUAGUCGGGCUGAGGAGGAUCCAAGUGGGACUUCACUUCAAGACGUUGUGAAUCGAUUUAGUGAGAAACUGGAGACCAUCGGACCCAUAGAGAAGGACCCACCUCUGAUGGCAGCAGCUGUUAUUGUGUCUGGAAAAGAGAUGCAACAGUGUCCCUCAACCAGUCAGACCCUGAAGUGUCAGGCUGAUGCUCAAUUGACUGAAAUCAUCACCACCAUGCUGCAUGCAGACAACGCUAGUGACUACAAUCUCAGUGAGCUGUUCAAACGCCAUGAGAACAAGGGGCCCAAGUCCCCCAACACCCGCUCUCGACGUCGCCAAGAAGUCCUUGCUGCUAUAGCAACACCCGCUGACGAUGCCGCAACCAGAAGGCAAACCGUACAAAUUAAACGAGAGCUGGCCAUGUGCUACAGCAGGAGGGAGGUACCACUAGCAAAGAGGGCACGAUUCAAAGAUGGAAAUAGUACUAUGACUAAAUCUACUUCACCAGAUUUAAACCCAGUUAAAGAGGAGACUAAAAGCAAACUGGAGGUAGGUUUAGAACCUGUAGAGAAUCAUGGAGUUAGGGAGGGACCACUGAACUGGAUCACUGCAGAAUGUGCAAGGGAUGAAGUAAAAGAAGAGGCACGGACAUCUGAGCUAACAGGAGACGUUCAAUUCAUUAAAGUAGAGCAUAAGGAGAGGGACAUAUUAGGCGAGGAAAAAUAUCUCGCCCUCCCACACCCUCAAAUUCCCGCGUCUGAGCUCCAGAGAAAGUACGGCAAACAAGAUACAAAUGGCGACAAUGUACCAACACAGGUCACAACUGUGAGUGCAACCUCAGCAGGGAAGUGUACCAUGCCUUGCGAAGGAUAUGGUAUGAACAGUGGUCCUGAGGGUGGUGAACCCCAUGAAGAAGCCGCAUCCGGUCAGAGCUCGGACAAUGGCAAUAAAGCAAGUAAUGGUAAGCGCUGCCAUAGUCCUAUUAGAGAUGGGCAGAAAUGUGAACUGCAUCACUCCGAGGACACAAGGAGAUCAAGGAGAAAUAUAGUGCCCCCCCAGUGGUUCUCUUCUUAUGUCACAGAGCCCUGGAAGAAGUACAAUGUUGCAUGUUUCCCUGAAAGAAUCUUUAAACAGGGAACACAAAAGGACGAGGUUUUGGCAUCUACCUCGCUUGGUGCCUUAUCCAAAGAUCCAGAUGCUGAGGACACCCAGUUUGAAUCAAGGAGUAAAGCCCCUCUAUCCUCGACUGACCACACAUGGAAGCUUACCUUUGAAUCAACACGUGGAGAACAAUGCGGGCCAUCCCACUCGCAGUCAACAGGUCUUUCUAAAAACCAGGUCAAUGAACAAUUUGCGGCAGCCAAAGACGAAAGUCCUGCAAAACAGAGCUCUGACAGUGAGACAAAUGGCAGCAACUUUUCUGCCAAGCCUUUUGGAAGGCUACGGUCAUCUCCAAAAAGACUACGGUGCUCAAAGACAAGAACUCCCCAAAACCCAUCAAACACCGAUGUCAACCUGACGUCUGCUGCCCGUGCAGAGAGCCUUCCCUCUUCCCAAGUCCAGUAUACUAGUCCGAUAAAGCUCAUGUUUUUUUCACCAGUAAAGGAUAUGGAAGGGGUUAAAUAUAGUCUCAAAUCAGCACAUUCAGGUUCUAGUACACAGGAACCCUUUGACCCGUGUAUAGAAUCUUCAUGGUCCGGGACAGUUGAUAAACAAAAAAGGAGAACCGAGCCAGUCAAAUCUGUUUCUUCACCACGUAAGUCUGUUAGCUCACCUGUAAGAUCUGCUUCUUCAACGGCCAAAUCAGCCCCUUCAACACCCAAGUCCAUCUCCUCGCCAGCCAAAUCUGCUUCUUCUCCCAGGUCUGCUGCUGCUUCUCCCAGGUCUGCUGCUGCUUCUCCCAGGUCUGCUGCUGCUUCUCCCAGGUCUGCUUCUUCUUCUCCCAGAUCAGCUGCUUCUUCUACCAGGUCUGCUUCUUCACCAGCCAGGUCUGCUUAUGCUACUUCACCUGCCAAGUCUGCUACUUCACCUGCCAAGUCUGCUACUUCACCUGCCAAGUCUGCUUCUUCACCUGCCAAGUCUGCUUCUUCACCUGCCAAGUCUGCUUCUUCACCUGCCAAGUCUGCUACUUCACCUGCCAAGUCUGCUACUUCACCUGCCAAGUCUGCUUCUUCACCUGCCAAGUCUGCUUCUUCACCUGCCAAGUCUGCUACUUCACCUGCCAAGUCUGCUUCUUCACCUGCCAAGUCUGCUUCUUCACCUGCCAAGUCUGCUUCUUCACCUGCCAAGUCUGCUACUUCACCUGCCAAGUCUGCUUCUUCACCUGCCAAGUCUGCUUCUUCACCUGCCAAGUCUGCUUCUUCUCCCAAAAUAGCGUUAACGCCAAGCAAGUCUGCUUACUCACCCAAGUCUGCUUACUCACCCAAGUCAUCUUCGUCAUCACCUAAAAUAGGUUCCAGAAGAUCAGGCGAAGGUACUCCGACUAAGCGUGGAGCUGAGAGCCAGAUCUCAGGUGACUCAACGUCUUUCCAUGAAACCACUCCAAAAAGGCGUCCGGGCCGGCCCAAGAAGCUGGGACCACAGCUUGAGCAAAAGGUAAAGAGGCCAAUCGGUCGACCUCGCAAGGAGAAGGCUUUGAAUUCAGUAAUUGGGGCAAAAACUGUAGAUGGAAAAUUGGUUACAGCACCCGAAGUUGAGGAGAAUGUAAACAAGAACCUUAAGAUAACAGUCGUCUAUGGCCGUUCAAGGCGAAACAAACGUAUGGUGUCUGAGGGCUUUGACCAGCUGCAAACAGAAUUCCAUGACGCUUGGCGGGCAGUGGGCCUGCCAAAAGGGGACUUGGGGGUUUUAAUGCACAACUCUAAGACAAGCUCAGGUAAUAUCAAAGCAGUCUCAACGGAAAUGCCCGAGGAAUUCAAUUUUGUCGGCCCAGUAAAAGAUUCUGCCCUUCAAUCUAGCGGUAACAUCAAAUGUCUGAAGAAGGAUGAUUCUGCGCCCUCAAGGAAGCCAGGUAGACCUGCAAAAGUCAAAAUCUCUGGGAUUUCAGUCACCGUAACCACAGUGUCACCUCGGCAGCGUAAAAUUCUGAUAAAUAAGGAUACUCUGCAGUCUCCUCAAACAGAAAUUCAUAGGAAGGUACUCUUACCAGAUUUCCAAUCCGCCAAAGAGCCUCAGACAAUCAGUCAUGAGUCAACUAGCAAAAUCCGUCAAACCGCAGGCGUUGAAACAGAGGAUGAAAGUAAAGGUGAAACGCAAAAUCAGCCAGUAGCAGUGCGUCAAUCGAUGAGAGUGAGAAAGCCCUCCAUUCACUUUCUGCACGCUGUGGCCACCUCUCGAUCAUGCAGCCACAGUAAUGCUCUGCUGCGGCGCUCCAAACAACUUCUGCUAAACAAGGCCCACAAUGAAAGGAGACAGGGGGAGCAACCGAGUAGUGUCGAGACUACGAGGGAGAAAAGACUGCUCUGUGGACGAGACAGGAACAAAGUUUCCAAGGACCUGAACAGAGUGGGAGGGGUGUCUGUGGACUCCAUCUUCACCCCAAGAGAGACACUAAGGUGGUGGGCAGCAUCUGCAGAGGGGCCGACUAUGAACCAAGAGCUUGCCCGGCGAAUACGACUCAUCUCCGACACCUGGGUCUCAAACACUGUAGAGAACCAUGGAAAAGAAACUGCCUUAAAAUCCAAUCUGGGCACUAAAGGCAACAGUUCGUUUACCAGCACUUCAAAACAUUCCUCCAUACGAAUGCUGUUUGACUGUCCGUCUAACAAACCAAGCUCCUGUAGCAUGCAGCAGCUCUGCUCCUGGUUCAUGCAGACCACAGAGACGCAGUCUUUGGCUAUUGUCAAGAAGGCAAGCUCCCGAAACCCUUACGAACUCAUGCACUUCCCCCGCUCUGCCAACAAAGAGAGUGUUUGCCCCAGCCCUCAGGCGGAGCGACUCCGCAAACACAUCAAGAAAUUUGCUAAAACUGUGCCAAAAAGCCCUCUGCAACACCAACAAGCUCAAAAAAGUUUGAGGAAAAGAAAUGAGGCACCUCUACCGACGCACAAGAUAAGGCGGCGACUUUUUACUCCCAGGUUUGCAGCAGGAAGGCUCAGUCAAGGAAACCAAUGGUGGAGAAAAGUAUUUGGCAAAUACCGCACAACCCUAUGUAGGGCAAGGCUGAGGUUUCUAACCCGGAGUGAGAGGGAGAGGUGGCAAAAGGGUAAGAGGAAUAAGAAAAGCAGAAAGGUAGCCACAAGUUGUUCAAAUGCAACUGGACCACAAACAAAGCGUAAAUCAUUACGCAGAUCAGCAAAAGAUCAGCUGCCCCACUGUUUGGAGAACAGUUCUGUUGACCAGACUCAGGAGCACGUGGACGUGGCCAAAGAGCAGAACCUCUGCUCCAAAGCCUGGAGUCCCGAGACACUGAAGGAAUGCCGGGUGUUUCUGAGGAAGAUAAACUCUCCGGACAACGAAUCGACUGAGGAAGAGUGCGACUCGUGCACCGUCACACUGGAUGAGGGGUCACCUGCAUACCUCUUUGGAGGAAGGGAGAGGGAACUGGUAGGAGCCGUUAAAGCUGUGAAAACUAAAAGAAAAAGGAGCGGCGCCUCGAGAGAGCUGGCAAGUUUUGAACCUAAAUCGGUCCAGGAGGCGGAUGAGAUACCGAAAAGCAAACACAAAAGUCCUGUGGUUGUUUCUACUGAAUCACCGCAACCACCACCAGCGAAGAUGUUGAGACAAUCGCGAAUGAGAGGCCUAACCGGGCCUAGGUGGUGCGACUUUGUGCUUGAAAACUAAUUGAAGCGUGAAGCCUCCUCGUACCAGGGAGAAGGACUGUGGUUCAACGUGGUGCCUUUUGGACAUUGAGCUGACCACGUGGACUGACCAUGCCGCUGUGGUUAGGUCCUACACUCAGCAAUUAUGUAGCAGUCUAACUUAACAAAUGCUUGAUGUUGCACUAUUUUUAUCCAUGGAUAUGUAUGUACAGAAAUAUCAGAUUUCUGCUUUCCUUUUAUUGUAAACCUGCCUCGGUCUUUCUGGAAGCGUUUAGUAGAUCAAAUCCGUACGUCAAAGUGAGUUUUUCAUUGUUUUUCCACUGAGCCCCGUCAGCAAGCUGUAUCGGAAGGAAAGCCAAAGCUUUGGUUGCGUAUAGACAGUGCCAUCUCCCCCCAAAUAUACCUCAUUAUCAAGGCCAUCGGACGGUGAUCCUUUGAUGUAAAUCUUAAAAAUGCACAGCCCUAAAAUCCCCCAGUUUAUUUAAUCAUUUUUGUCCUACGGAAUUCAUAGUCAUCCUUACUUUGGCACUGUUUAAAUUCCAAAUUGGCCUUUAUAGCUGCUUUGGGAUUUUACAAAAUGAUAAAACUUCUAGUUUUCUCAAUCCAAGCCUUGCUCGGCAUAUUGUUGCCCAACAACAUGGCGUUAAUGAAGGACUCUUUGUGUCACCAUACUGACUAUUUGUUUUGGGCACAAACUUAAAUGAUGUAUUGAACUGCAGAAAUGGGCCUUCUACCCAAACUAAAAUCAAAUAAUGGAUGUUAUUCAAACUGCGCAUAACCCCAAUAAAAUGUAGAGGUGCACUUGAAGCGAUGAAGAAGACACGAUGCCGUUGUAGAGUAGAACCAUCUGUUGGUUCUCGUUUUAAUUCAGUUAUAUUUUGUGUAUCUUCUUGUUUUAACCCAAAGCAAAUACUGUAAUGUUGGUGUCGGAUCUACUUCUUGCACUAUCCCAUCUGAGAUUAUUAACCCCACUACAGAUUCCCUCCCCAUGUUUGCACAUUCCAUGUCCCACUACCGAACCCCACAGUAAAACUAGAGAAUCUGUUUGGUGCAAUACAAACCCAGAGGAUUUAUCCAUAUUUAUAUUGCUGACAGACAAAUGGAUGUACACAAGUACCGAUGGCCUGGGAUGUUAUUUCAGUUUUUACCACAGCCAUUAAAAUGAUCUUAAAGGUUUUUGCUCCUUCUCUCCCACCUGCUUUGUUCUGCUCAAUGGAGCAGAUCCCUAAUUGUUAUAGUAGCAUUAAAUAGGUUUCCUUUAUCAUAAACGUACUAGCAUUAACUGUUUAACUGCAGGGGGGGAAACGUGUUGCUGUUUUCAUGUUUCCCUUGAGUUUGCGUUUCAGCCAGAGACGACUACCUCGACUGGGGCUCAGCAGGCCUCCUGCCCCCCUACAUGUCAGACGAUCGGUAACACUAACCUUGGAUCGGCACCACGUUAAGGGGGGAAUAGAUCCAAGAUGUCUGGCUGUAGUUCAACUCAAACCUGUAUGUGUGUGUGUGUGCGUUACUACGGUUGCCAUAUCAACAGGAGGGACUCGGGGGCGGCCCAGUCUUGUGAAGAGUGCUGUCGAAGAACCUGGUGCUAAACAUCCGUUGUAUAUUUUCCGUUAUGUUUUUAUAUGCUGUCCAUUACAGAUGCAACAAAGUCUGAUUGGAACAAUAAAGAGUCUUUUGAAAUAA